UGCCAGUGCCGGCCCGCCGACGCCGGCCGUGGAUUGCUGCUGCUGCUGGUGGGAGGUCGGCGUCCGCGGGUCCUACUGGACCCGACCGACCGUGGCAGAAAGGCGAAGGGUGCGGUACUCUUUAUUUAUGGCAAAGUGAUAAGCUGCUGGGUCUCCUCCCCUUGAGUGAGGCGCUUCUUCCUUUCACGUCUUGCAGGAGCCCCCCUGUUGUUUGCGAUCUAGUCGACACCCCUUGAACAUCCCAAGUCUAGCUUCCAUCGUCACGAGGUAGCACGCCUUCUCGCUCUCUCGCAUAUCCUUUUCGUAGGAUAUGAAGUCGACGGCGCUCGUAAGCCUGCUCCUUUGGAGCGGGCUGUCUGCGGCGUGCGGCGGGCAGGGCGACCACGACGGCAAGGAGUGGACAAAGGAGGAGCUAGACGAGUUGGAGGCGAAAUGGGGCUUUGACUGGCCGUUCUCUGGCAUCGGAUCAUUUGCGCAUCUGGACCACUCCAAGUGCCUGACUGAUCCGUCGGUCAACUAUGACAUUGCCAUUGUCGGCGCGCCCUUUGACACGGCCGUCUCCUUCAGGCCAGGUGCCCGCUUCGGGCCGCGGGCCAUCCGCCAGGCCUCCUCCCGUCAGACAGGCUUCCGCGGCUUCAAUGCUCGCGCGAGUGUCAACCCGUACCAGAACUGGGCCAAGAUCAUCGACUGCGGUGACAUUCCCAUCACGCCCUUUGACAACAACAUUGCACGCGACCAGAUGACGCAGGCUUUGACGGAGCUGGGCAAGCGCAAGGCCGUCUCGGCGCUGAGCCCCAAGCCCAAGCUCAUGACCCUGGGCGGCGACCACAGCCUGACGCUACCGGCACUACGGGCACUCAAGGAGAUUCACGGGCGACCUAUUCGUGUGCUCCACUUUGACGCCCAUCUCGACACUUGGAACCCCAAUGCCUACCCCUCGUACUGGGGUGCGACGCAGUUCACGCAUGGCUCCAUGUUCUGGAUGGCCAACCAGGAGGGCCUCCUCUCCAACUCGUCUACUGAGGCGUCGGUGCACGCUGGGCUGCGGACACGCCUCGGCGGCACGGAGUGGGUCGACAACGAGGACGACUCGUCGCAGAACUGGGUGCGCUUUUCCGCCGACGACAUGGACGACAUGGGCACGCAGGGCAUCAUCGACGGCAUCAUGCGCGUGCUCGGCACCGAGGACCCUGUGUACCUGUCGGUGGACAUUGACGUACUGGACCCGGCCUUUGCGCCUGGCACGGGCACGCCCGAACCCGGUGGCUGGACGACGCGCGAGCUGAUCCGCGUACUCCGUGGCAUCGAGGGUCUCAACCUCGUGGGCGCCGACGUCGUCGAGGUGUCGCCCGCAUACCAGGGCAGGGGUGAAGAGACAGCUCUGGCGGCCGCCCAGGUUGUCUACGAGCUGCUGAGCUCCAUGGUCAAGCGUGGCAUGAAGGAGAUGGGCAAGGAAGUGGUGCCCGAGACGAAGCAGAAGCUGCUCAAGGCCGCUGGGAAGAGCAACGGCAAGGACGAGCUGUGAGGCCGGCCCUUGACAUGAAGUGCUUGCCUGCCGAGGCUUUCCCUACCUUGCAGCAGCAUGUGGUAUGGCUACGAGCAGUAUUGGACGCAUGAAAGAGGAGUUGGGACGGAUGGGCAGUUGUUGGGUUGUUGUUUCGAUGACGGUGUAUGAAGGAGAGGCAGUUGGCGUCCUUGAAAAGGCAGAGAGAAGCAUUGUUUGUGCAAGAUUCGCGAAAAAGAAAGUACAUGUGAUCAAAUGACC
Molecule: messenger RNA, 1765 nt
Organism: Purpureocillium takamizusanense
Lineage: Eukaryota; Fungi; Ascomycota; Sordariomycetes; Hypocreales; Ophiocordycipitaceae
Product: Agmatinase
Exons: 4
Coding region: 311-1525 (404 amino acids)
Molecular function (GO): metal ion binding; agmatinase activity
Source: RefSeq, a predicted model, not a curated record